CCCACAGAUAUGUCAUCCAUUAAGACUGAGUGCAUCACCAACGAGGGCAACAGGAUUGGGGAGUCGCCCGUCUGGGACGAGAAAGAAAGCUCACUGCUGUAUGUGGACAUCACGGGUAGAAAAGUGUGUCGCUGGAGCUCUGUCAGCAAGCAAGUGCAGGCCAUCUCUGUGGAUGCUACUGUGAGCUCUGUGGCUCUCCGGAAAUCUGGCGAUUAUGUCAUCACCCUAGGAACCAAGUUUGCCACUUUGAAAUGGAAAGAGCAGGUGGUAAGCACCAUUACUCAAGUGGACAAAGACAAACCAAACACCCGAUUCAAUGAUGGUAAAGUGGAUCCUGCAGGGAGGUAUUUCGCAGGUACCAUGGGUGAGGAGAUUCAGCCUGCUGUGGUGGAAAGAAAGCAGGGUGCUCUGUACACACUCUUCUCUGAUCACUCGGUAGUAAAGCACUUUGAUCAGGUGGACAUUUCUAAUGGGCUGGACUGGUCACUGGAUCAUAAAACCUUCUUUUACGUUGACAGUUUGUCAUACUCGGUGGAUGCCUUUGAUUAUGACCUUCAAACUGGAAAAAUUGGCAAUCGCAGAAGUAUGUACAAACUGGAAAAAGAGGAGAGCAUUCCUGAUGGGAUGUGCAUCGAUACCGAAGGCAAACUCUGGGUAGCUUGUUACGAUGGUGGGAGAGUGAUUCGUCUUGACCCUGAGACAGGGAAAAGGCUCCAGACUGUGAAACUUCCUGUUGACAAGACAACUUCUUGCUGUUUUGGAGGAAAGGAUUAUUCAGAAAUGUAUGUGACCUCUGCCAGUGAUGGGAUGGAUAAAGAACAUCUUGCAAGGCAGCCGCAGGCUGGCAGGAUUUUUAAGAUAACAGGGCUGGGGGUGAAAGGAGUCCCACCGUAUCCAUUUGCAGGUUAAGUGUACGCUCUUCAGAAUGGAUUAGAGAGAACUGAUGGAAGCAAGACAAGUCAGAAGAUCUUAUUCUGGUGUUCAGCAUCUUUAGCUUAGAAAUCGUAACACAAUUAUCUCA
This is a messenger RNA of Indicator indicator, 1021 nucleotides long. RefSeq names its product regucalcin. The record is from RefSeq and is a predicted model, not a curated record. The transcript has 6 exons. NCBI's taxonomy places the organism in Eukaryota, Metazoa, Chordata, Aves, Piciformes, Indicatoridae. The coding region runs from base 10 to 909 and encodes 299 amino acids. Gene Ontology annotation, molecular function: gluconolactonase activity; calcium ion binding; enzyme regulator activity. Gene Ontology annotation, biological process: L-ascorbic acid biosynthetic process.